UACGGCUCCAGACACCCAUUGGAGCAGCCCGCCACUUCCUCCUCUCUCAGACACCGGAGUGUCCCGGCUCUCUCCACACAACUUUUGCCCGGUCCUUUCCCUGUUUUCCCCGGUCUGGUUGUCUCUGCUCCCCGGUCAGUGCUGGGGCAGGGGGGGCGGGAGGUCUUCUCCUUGUCCCGGGUGCAGGGGGAGGUGUCCUGCCUGGAAGAUGAGGAUUGCUGCAGGGGAAAACCUCCUUCCCAGCCGCGGUGGCUGCUAUGAUCGCUCUGCCCCAUCCAUGGCCAGUUUAUGGGAUUGUUAGGAGGACGGAGCGUGUGACUGAUCUGCACAACAACCGGCAUCAACCCCAGGAGGACGGCAUUGUUCCCACCAGAGGGCUGUACAAUGGUGGAUGGUGGAGUAAUUAUUCCCAUUCUCAUAAUGGUAGCCUUUUCAUCUCCGAGCAUGGAAGAUGAGGAGGUAAAAGUGAAUUCCGGCCAAUAUAAAUGCGUGUGCGAGGGGAUCUCCUGCGGCAGUGGAGAUCACUGCUACGGACAGCAAUGCUUCGCCUCCCUCAGUAUAAACGAUGGCCUCUUGGUGUCUCAGAAAGGCUGCUUCCAGGUCUACGAGCAAGGCAGGAUGACCUGCAAGACUCCGCCAUCACCUGACCAGGCCGUGGAGUGCUGUCAGAGCGACCUCUGUAACAUGAACAUUACAGCCUACUUGCCAAGUAAAGGGAAAUCUCUGCAUGGCGAGGCCUUAAAUUACAGCGUGGAAACCCUAGCGAUAUUUGUCCUGGCACCAGUGAUUGUACUUAUAGUGCUUUCUGUUGUGGCCCUGCUGGUCUUCCGAAAAAUUCAGCAACGUCACAUGGAACGACUGAGUACACGAGAUGCAGAGUAUGGGACUAUAGAUGGGCUGAUAGCCUCCAACGUGGGGGACAGCACACUUGCGGAUCUGCUGGAUCACUCGUGUACGUCUGGCAGCGGGUCGGGGCUUCCUUUCCUGGUGCAGAGGACAGUGGCUCGGCAGAUUACUCUUGCAGAAUGUGUUGGUAAGGGCCGUUAUGGAGAAGUAUGGCGCGGGCACUGGCAAGGUGAAAGCGUUGCUGUAAAGAUCUUUUCGUCACGAGAUGAGAAGUCCUGGUUCAGGGAGACUGAAUUAUACAACACGGUGCUGUUAAGGCAUGAAAACAUUCUAGGUUUCAUCGCCUCAGAUAUGACUUCCAGAAACUCCAGCACACAGUUGUGGCUGAUCACGCACUACCAUGAAAUGGGAUCCCUCUACGACUACUUGCAAGUGACCACAUUGGACACGGUGACCUGUCUCCGAAUUGUCCUUUCCAUAGCCAGUGGAUUAGCACAUAUACAUGUGGAGAUAUUUGGCACACAGGGGAAACCUGCCAUAGCUCACCGGGAUUUAAAGAGCAAGAACAUUCUAGUAAAGAAGAACGGACAGUGCUGUAUAGCUGAUCUAGGAUUGGCUGUGAUACACUCACAAUCCACCAAUCAGCUCGAUGUCGGGAAUAACCCCCGCGUAGGAACCAAGAGAUACAUGGCUCCUGAAGUCCUUGAUGAGACCAUCCAAGUGGACUGUUUUGACUCUUACAAAAGAGUUGAUAUUUGGGCUUUUGGCCUGGUCCUCUGGGAGGUUGCCAGACGCAUGGUUAGCAACGGCAUCGUUGAAGAUUACAAACCUCCAUUUUAUGACGUUGUUCCUAAUGAUCCUAGUUUUGAGGAUAUGAAGAAGGUUGUUUGUGUGGAUCAACAAAGACCAAACAUUCCCAAUAGAUGGUUUUCAGACCCAACUCUAACAUCCCUUGCUAAACUGAUGAAGGAAUGCUGGUACCACAACCCAUCGGCAAGACUCACAGCCUUGCGCAUCAAAAAGACUUUAACCAAAAUUGACAAUUCCUUAGACAAACUGAAAUUGGACUGCUGAACAUCUACCAAGUCAGCACCACCACAAUAUUGUUAGUGCUGCAUGGAAAGGGACAACAUCCCCCAAACAUGCAAGAAAAUCCUCUGCACACAGAUAGACAAACUAAUGUCCCAGGGUGCGGUUUUAUCCUGACAAAGUGGGUCUGGACGGGAAAUAACGCUCAAGGUGGCGGUAAAUAACCGAUCUUUAUCGAGAGCUUCUGGGGAUCGAACGUGAAUAAAGUGAAACAAUAGAAAAGAAUCAUUGAGAUCUAUAUGAGAGAGUUCAGCACCAUGUACGACAGACUAGAUAAAACUAUGUAAAAAAACAGAUAUAAAGCAUAACAAGCAGGAAACCAAAUAGGUUCCCAUUGUUUAUUUCCCUGCCCACCCAUGUAGUGUCAUUGACCCCACCUUUCUGUCCAUUUUCCCCUUUGUCUGAAUACAAUUGCAUUUUGCAGCAUGCAGUUGAUUUUCUUGAUCGUGAACAUCAUUGAAAAUUUCAAAGAAAAAAAAAUGGAUUCACAUACAGUGCUUGCUUGCCGAGGUGUAUACUUUUUUUUUUUCGUGUUUUUAUUUUAUUUUUUAACUUUUUUUUUCAAACUGUAAAAACCGAACUUAAGACAAACCCGCCUUCAUGAGACAAUCCCGCCAUAGGACCUCACCAUAUUGGCCUGAAAAGUCUUAGCUUUCAAGUUAUUGGCUACUAAAACCGGUCACAAGGAUACAACCAAGCAUGGAAGGGGAUAAAAAAUAAAUUUUAGGCACCUACGGGCAUUAAGAUGAAUUUUUGGAAAAGGAAGAAGCAUUGUGACCCCCUCCCCCCCUCAGCCGUUCCUAAGGAAUUCACAUGGAUCUGUAGCGAAUUUUCUUUAGCAAUAUUUCGCGUGCGUCUCCGUUCUAUUGCACUAGAAAUUCUUUGCAUUCCUUGCUUGCACUGUAACGGUUUAAUUUUACGACAGAUGCCAAAUAUAUGGUCGGCCGCAGACGGAUCUGUAUUAUGAAUUACACCAGUUCAGUUCUGGGGAAUGAUUGACAAAAACAAAAAAAGAAGCCUAAAAUACAAGUUGUCAGCAUUGGGCUGGAUUUUAUACGUGUACUGAUGUUUACAAUAAUGCUGAACAUAAGAAUUAUUAUUAUUAUUAUUUUUUUUUUUUUUUUUGUAAUCUAUAAAAAAAAAAAAAAUUUCAAACUUAUUUAUUAUUGGUGCACUUAAGUUUCUGAAAAAAAACUAAACAGUGCAAAUGGCUACCGCUAUAUAUAUAUUUUUUUUGUUUUACUUCCAGCUCUUCACAACUCAUUUUGUAUCACAUGAUAAGGAAUAGACUUGUUUUCUGUAUGAUCACAUUGCAAUUUCACGUCGUGUACUAUUAUUUCUUCUCCAUCCCGAGAAGUGUGUGGUCUUGAGUUUAGAACUCUAUUCGGAAUCUGCUGUUGCUCUCCUCUUUCCCGCUCAUAUUUUACUGACAUAGGAAAUAAAAAAAUUUAAAAAAAAUUAUGUUUAAAAUUUCCAUAGCGAGGUGGGAAUGAAUGGGACAGUGCGGGGAGAGAUGCCUUUCUUUUAAGCGAUUAUAAUAUGUUGCAUUGUAAAACUCUGCCAGAAAAUAACUAUUUUGUUUUAAUCUACUUUUUGUAUUUAGUAGUUAUUUGUAUAAAUUAAAUAGAAUGUUUUGAAGACUAAAUUUAGU
This is a messenger RNA of Hyla sarda, 3586 nucleotides long. It is a transcript of the gene ACVR1, whose product is annotated as activin A receptor type 1. The record is from RefSeq and is a predicted model, not a curated record. Gene Ontology annotation, cellular component: plasma membrane; BMP receptor complex. Gene Ontology annotation, molecular function: ATP binding; transforming growth factor beta receptor activity, type I; SMAD binding. NCBI's taxonomy places the organism in Eukaryota, Metazoa, Chordata, Amphibia, Anura, Hylidae. Gene Ontology annotation, biological process: protein phosphorylation; dorsal/ventral pattern formation; heart development. The transcript is spliced from 10 exons. The coding region runs from base 385 to 1920 and encodes 511 amino acids.